Molecule: messenger RNA, 1428 nt
Organism: Eutrema salsugineum
Lineage: Eukaryota; Viridiplantae; Streptophyta; Magnoliopsida; Brassicales; Brassicaceae
Exons: 1
Coding region: 75-1262 (395 amino acids)
Source: RefSeq, a predicted model, not a curated record
UAGCAAAGAAAAACUUGGAUACGCUUCUUUGUCGCCAUUUACAUCUCUCACCAAGGGUUUUUUGUUUUGAAAACAUGUCUGAAUUUGACAUGUCAUCUCCAGAAGAGAAUCAAAACAGGAAGAAGAUUGGUUUCUCUUCUCUUUUGCUCUCUGAGUUUCAUCUCUUUUGCUCAUUUAUCCUCUCUCACCCAUUCUACUUCUCUUACAUACUCUUCUUCUCACCUUACAUCUUCAAGAUUAUUUCUUUUCUCUCACCACUCUUUGUCACCACCACACUCUUGCUUCUCGCCUUGCUCAGUACUUUGCACAGUUGUUCUGACUCUGAAUCACUUGAAACAUACCCAAGCUUUCUCUUUUCCUUUUGUAGUAAACUCGGUAAUGUCUUGGAACACAAGUUUGAUGUCAACGAUGAGGAAGCGUACAAGAUGGUCGUUGAGGCUUGCUCAAUGGAAUGUGCCUCCGAGAAUGAGAGUAUGGAGAUAACGUUCGUUGACAAAUUCUGUAGCCAUGAGAGCAUCACUGUACCGGAAGCUUUGACACCUGUUGAGAUCCAACCGUUGAAGUUUGAGGAUCUGAUGGUUAUAGAAAGAGUAGAAGAAACAGAGAAAUGUGAAAAGGAAAAAGAAAAAGAAGAGAAAGUCAAGCCAAAAAGUGAAGUUGUCCUUGAGAAUGGAGAAGGGCAGUACUGGAAACAACCGACAAAAGAAGAAUCCAAGGCUCAAAAAGUUGAUCUUGUCGGAGAUUGUAAUGAUGAAAACUAUGAUCUCCCAAAACUAAGUGAUUUUCUUGGAGAAGAGAAGAAAAAUGAAGUGGCUAAGAAGGAAGAUGAUGAAGAUGUUUCUCUUAGGAGCUUUGGAUCAAUGAGGAAAGAGAAAGAAUGGAGGAGGACAUUAGCUUGUAAGCUAUUCGAGGAACGACACAAUGCUGACGUAGGACAAGGCAUGGAUCAGCUUUGGGAGACUUACGAGACCGAAACAGAGAAGAAGCAAACUGAAGAAGAGAAGAGGAAGGAGAAAAAGACAAAGAAGUCGAUGAUGUUGAAGACAAAGAGCAUAGAGAAGAAGGAAAUAGUAGUGGAACAAGAGGAAGAGGAAGAUGAAGAUGGGAUUGAUCAGCAGCAAUUGUGUUGCUUACAGGCAUUGAAGUUCUCAACAGGGAAGAUGCAUUUGGGAAUUGCGAGGCCUAACCUUCUGAAGCUAUCUAAGGCUUUCAAAGGGUUUGGACGGUUUUACAAUGCCAACAAACAUCCCAAGAAAGCUUGAAGGAAGAAAGAAGAAUAAACUUUGUAUUAAUUUCGAUCCAUAUAUAUAUAUAUAUAUAUAUAUAUAUAUGUAUAAGUAAUUAGAGAUAGCUAUAUGGUUUUGUAGUUUUGGGCAAGUUUGUAUGCAUAAGUAUCUUCAUAUCUUUACUGCGUAAGAUCCAGCUGGA